GCCCCGACAAGUAGUAACCAUUGGUGGUGGGGUUGGCUCUGGGCUCUGUGAUUGGGGCACGGUGGACGCCAGUCACUACCGAGGCUGGCAGAAGGGUACGUUGCAAGGAGCACGAUGUUGACCUACUAACACAGAUCUCUGGCGGCGGCGGCAGCGGCGGCGGCGCGGUGGUGGUUCCCCGCUGUAGCAGGCUGGUAGACCCCUCCCAUCACUCCUCCUCUACCGCCACCCAACCCCCCCCAUCCCCCGCCUGCGCCCCUCUCUCCGACCCCAGGAAGUGCUGCAACUGGCUGUCUCCUCUGUGUCGCGCUACCAGCGUGCGGGCCUGCCCCGGAGGUGGGAGCGAAGCCCCAAGCGAGCCACUUCUCUUCAGAUCCUUUGAUGCUGCCCCUCAGCCCCCCAUCCCCCCUACUCCAGCACACACAGCAGUACCCAAGCCUCACUCAACCCUGCCCAGCCUCUAUCCUCAUCUAGAGCUGAGGCUAAGAGUCGGGUGUUGUGUUGUGUUCUCUGGUUCACUUGCGACUUUCCGGGGAGACCUCUUCUCGUUUUUGUUGCGUUUUCUGCCCCUCCCACAACAUUCUCCGGGCCAAGAUGAAAAUGAAAAAGAUCACUUAGAAGACUUCCACUAUAUUUAGCAAGAAGAGUAUAUGUGUUCUUACCUUUUGCAAUAUGAAACAAAAAGAGGAAUGCUGAUGGAUAUAAAAUUACAAUUUUUAAAGAAUUGUGGUUUGAAAAAUACUAGAGAUAUAAUUUGUCCUGCAACAGAAGAUAAAAAAAAGAUUUAGUUAAAGUUAUUUCUGAUGCAGCUAAGAAAAAUGCAGGCCAUUAAAAAGGAGCAGGCACUUGUUGAUACAAGUAGAAAUGCGGACAAAAUGGUAGUACUUAACUCUGCUCUAACUGAAGUAUCCGAAGACUUGAAUACAAAUGAAGAUAUAUUACUUAAUGAAGGAGUUGGUGGAAAAAACAAAUCUUCAGCUUGCCGGAGAAAACGAGAAUUCAUUCCAGAUGAAAAGAAAGAUGCUAUGUAUUGGGAAAAAAGGCGAAAGAAUAAUGAAGCUGCCAAAAGAUCUCGUGAGAAACGUCGGCUGAAUGACCUGGUUUUGGAAAACAAAUUAAUUGCAUUGGGAGAAGAGAAUGCUUCUUUAAAAGCGGAACUGCUCUCACUAAAAUUAAAAUUUGGUUUAAUUAGUUCUACAGUGUAUGCUCAGGAGAUACAGAAACUCAGCAAUUCUACAGCUGUGUAUUUCCAAGACUAUCAAACAACCAAAUCAAAUGUUAGCUCAUUUGUGGAUGAACAUGAAACUUCUAUAGUGGGAAGUAGUUGCAUUUCUGUCAUUAAACACUCUCCUCAAAGCUCUUUGUCUGAUGUUUCAGAAGUGUCAUUAAUAGAGCAUUCUCAGGAGAGUCCUAUUCAGAACAAUUGCAGAAGUCCUCAGAAUAAGUUCCAAGACAUAAAACAGGAACCCAUGGAAUUAGAGAGCUAUACAAGAGAGUCAAGAGAUGAUAGAGGUUCUUAUACAGCAUCCAUUUAUCAGAACUACAUAGGAAAUACCUUUUCUGCUUAUUCUCACUCACCUCCUCUCUUGCAAGUCAAUCGAUCCUCCAGUAAUUCACCAAGAACAUCAGAAACUGAUGACGGUGUGGUAGGCAAGUCAUCUGAUGGAGAAGAUGAGCAACAAGUCCCCAAAGGCCCAAUCCAUUCCCCGGUUGAACUUAAAAGCAUACAUGCAACAGUUGUUAAAGUCCCAGAAGUGAAUUCUGCACUACCACAUAAGCUUCGGAUUAAAGCCAAAGCCAUGCAAAUAAAAGUGGAAACAUUAGAUAAUGAAUUUGAUGCCACACAGAAACUCUCCUCACCUAUUGAUAUGUCAUCAAAGAGACAUUUUGAACUUGAAAAGCAUGAUACACAAAAUUUGGUACAUUCUUCCCUUACGCCUUUCUCCGUGCAAGUGACUAAUAUUCAAGAUUGGUCACUCAAACCAGAACAUUGGCAUCCAAAAGAACUCAAUGGCAAAAUUCAGAAUAGUUGCAAAACUGGAGUUAUUGAAAUUAAAGACAAUGUCUACAAUGUCUCUGACUCAGAGAACUUGUAUUUAAAACAAGGAAUAGCAAACUUAUCUGCAGAGGUUGCUUCACUUAAAAGACUUAUAACUACACAACAAAUUUCUGCUUCAGACUCUACUUAAGUUACUACUGAAUUUGUUUUAAAGAUGUCAUUUGCAGUAGAUCAACUUGUUUUGUAUUAUGCUGAAUUUUCACUGGACUUGUGAGGUCAUUUCACUGUAAUGUUCACAUGUUGUCUGAUAGGUGUCUUUUAGUGCACAAAUUAUUAUGAAGAUUAGAUUGUGUAAUGAUCACUAUGCCUUGUGUAUAGUCAAGUAGCCUGUGCAAAGGCUAAAUAUAGAACAUUAUUUUUUGUUGUUCAAUUAUUAAGUGUGCAAGUUACCGCUUACAAUAAAGUAUUGGUGACAAA
Messenger RNA from Vombatus ursinus (common wombat), 2476 nucleotides. It is a transcript of the gene NFIL3, whose product is annotated as nuclear factor, interleukin 3 regulated. The transcript has 2 exons. Gene Ontology annotation, cellular component: nucleus. Gene Ontology annotation, molecular function: DNA-binding transcription factor activity; DNA binding. The record is from RefSeq and is a predicted model, not a curated record. The coding region runs from base 804 to 2189 and encodes 461 amino acids. Gene Ontology annotation, biological process: immune response; regulation of DNA-templated transcription; circadian rhythm. Lineage: Eukaryota; Metazoa; Chordata; Mammalia; Diprotodontia; Vombatidae.